This is a messenger RNA of Drosophila novamexicana, 4192 nucleotides long. It is a transcript of the gene Nox, whose product is annotated as NADPH oxidase 5. The transcript is spliced from 14 exons. The record is from RefSeq and is a predicted model, not a curated record. Gene Ontology annotation, cellular component: NADPH oxidase complex; plasma membrane. The coding region runs from base 159 to 4172 and encodes 1337 amino acids. Gene Ontology annotation, biological process: defense response; superoxide anion generation. Gene Ontology annotation, molecular function: calcium ion binding; superoxide-generating NAD(P)H oxidase activity. Lineage: Eukaryota; Metazoa; Arthropoda; Insecta; Diptera; Drosophilidae.
GUCGCUGUUCGCCGUGCUCGCUCUUCGCUGUAAAUGCUUAACGUGCUGUCGCAAAGCCAACGGUAAAACGCUCAACUGUUAUCGAUAACUCGGCACAAAUCGAUAGUGCAACAGUUUUGGAAAAUGUGUCAAUAGUUGUUAAGCCAGUGUUGUCUGAAAUGAAUAACGCUUCGCCUGCGCAGGACAAUCAUCGCGGUUCGGUGUCCUCCAACAAAUCACUGGACAUACCCAUAACACCGUCGCGCUCACCCAAAAAGGUCUCCUUCUCCGACGAGCUGCCCGGCGGCAGCAGCCACAGCAGCUCGGAGCCAAGCGGUGUCAGCCAUGUGCUGCAGCAGGCUGUCCAGUAUCUGGAGCGUUUGCACGGCGCACGCGAAUAUCCCGCCGAGGAUGCUGUCAGCGUUGAGCAACAGCUGCCGCCACCCGCUGUGCUGGACCUGGAUGCCCAAUCCGUGCAGCUGAGUGUGGUAGGCGCCGCCGCCGUUGCCGCCGCCUCGCCCAGCAUACUGAUUGCGGAACCAGGUGACGCUGCCAAUGAUUACGCCAAUGGCAAGCAGGAAGUGCCGUAUGAGCCGCAAUCGCAUUUGUACAUGGAGCGAUACAAGCUUAAUUUAGAUAAGAACUGCAGCUCCAUGGAGCUGGAGGCGCGACGCGAAAAACAACGCUGGCUCUUGAUAUCGGAGUGCAGCGCCCGCUUUGGCGAGGGGAAACACACACGUGAGGCAUUCCGCAAGCUAUUCCUAGAUGAGGAAUUUCAGCAGAAACUCUUUCAAUUGUUCGAUCUGGAGCGCAAUGGAUAUUUGUUGCAAGAUCGCUGGAUCGAGCAUCUCAAGGGGCGACUCACCGACGAUCGCCAAAUGGACUUUGCGGAGCAAAUUGAAUCUGUGGCCUAUGUCAUCUGCGGCGAGAAGAGCCAAGUCAGCUUUAAGAACUUUCGCGAUAUCUGGCAUACGCGAGGGAUUCUGGAUAAGCUCUAUCGCCUCAUCGACGUCGAUGGCACCAAUCUAAUCUCAACGAACCAGGUCAUGGAGUUUAUAUCGCAUCUAACCAACUCCAGACCCCGCACGGGCUUUGACAAGAGCUCGUUGGCGCGCUUGGAGCAGCUCUUUCGUAAUACUGUGGGCAACGAGCAGGAGAUACGACGCGAGGAGUUCCAAAAAAUAGUCACAUCUAAGAAUCCCUUUUUUACGGAACGCGUUUUUCAAAUAUUCGACAAGGAUAAUUCGGGCUCAAUAUCGCUGCAGGAGUUUAUAGAUGCCAUACAUCAGUUCUCGGGGCAAUCGGCCGAUGACAAGAUACGUUUCCUCUUCAAGGUCUACGAUAUUGAUGGUGAUGGUCUCAUACAGCAUAAGGAGCUGCACGAUGUGAUACGGCAUUGCAUCAAGGAGAACGGCAUGGAGUUCUCCGAGGAUCAAAUCGAGGAUCUAACCAGCGCCAUGUUCGAGGAUGCCGAUCCGCACAACAGCGGUGAGAUUACCUACGAGGCGCUCAAGAAUCAGCUGCACAAGCACGGCGGUCUGCUCGAGAAUCUCAGCAUUACCAUUGAUCGCUGGCUGGUGCCCAUUGCAGAGGAGCCGCCGUCUGGCAGCAAAUCCUCGCGACUGUGGCACACAAUACCUCACCAGCUGACGCUGGCCUAUAUGAAGAACAACCAGGUGUUUGUCUCAUAUUUAUUCUUCUACAUUGCCGUCAAUCUGUGCCUGUUCAUCUCCCGUGCCAUACAGUAUCGCGCCAGCAAUGGCUUUGUGAUCAUAGCCAGAGCUUGUGGCCAAUGUCUGAACUUCAACUGCGCCUGGGUUCUGGUGCUGAUGCUGCGGCAUUCGCUGACCUAUCUGCGUUCGCGUGGCCUGUCCUCGUUUCUGCCGCUGGAUCAUCAUGUCUAUCUGCACAAGCUGACGGGCAUAACCAUCUCGGUGCUGAGUCUGGUGCACACGAUAAUGCAUCUGUUCAACUUCUCCAUCAUUGUGAUCAAUGAUCCGCAGAUAAAUGCCGGCCAUUACACCAUCGGCGAGUGGCUGCUAACGGAUCGUCCGGGUCUGUUUGGCCUGAUACCGGGCUGUGCCAAUCCGACGGGCAUCGCUCUGCUGGCCAUUUUGAUUGUGAUGUUCGUGUGCUCGCAGCCAUUUGUGCGGCGCAAGGGCAGCUUUGAGGUGUUCUAUUGGACGCAUCUGUUGUACGUGCCCUUCUGGAUAUUGACGCUCUUCCACGGGCCCAACUUCUGGAAGUGGUUCAUGCUGCCCGGCCUGGUCUACAUUGUGGAGCGUGUGCUGCGCUUUGUCUGGAUGCGCGGCGAGCACGGCAAGACGUACAUCAGCUCCGGCCUGUUGCUGCCCUCCAAGGUCAUCCAUUUGGUGAUCAAGCGACCCUUCAACUUUAACUUUCGACCCGGCGACUAUGUCUUUGUGAAUAUACCCGCCAUUGCCAAUUACGAGUGGCAUCCGUUUACCAUCAGCUCGGCGCCAGAGCAGGAGGAUUACAUGUGGCUUCACAUACGCACCGUUGGCGAGUGGACGAAUCGCCUCUAUCGUUAUUUCGAGCGCGAGCAGCAGAAGCUGCACCAGGGCGAGCUCAAUCAGCAUAUGCACGCCAUACCCACGCCCAGUUUCAUGCUGCUGAACGAGGCGCGCAAUCCGGCGCUAGCCGAGAAGUCCAGGCCCACGACGACACCGCAAACGGAUUUCCUAGCACGCAAUCUGGCGGGCAGCAGCAGCCGGGUGGAGCAGCUGCCACCGGAGCGACCGCCACGACAGCAUCGCAAGCUGACGGCAGCAGCUGCCGCCGCGUUAGAUGCGCCUGCUGCUCCGACGGGCGUGAAUCGCAUUAGGAGCAUCAAGAAAACGCUGCAGCGCACCUUUUCGCGCAAGGAGUCCGCCGAGCCGAAGAGCAAGCCCAGCAGCCAGGCGAUGGGCAUAGCCAAUGGCGCCUUUGUGGGUGAUGGCAAUGAGCGCGACGAUUUGAGCCUCAAGCAGCGGCCGCUCGAGAAGAGCAUCUCGCUGCCGGACAUCAGCAUGAAGAGCAAGAAGCGCAGCCGGCUUAAGGCCCUGCGCUCCUUGGGGCGCUCCGAAUCGGAGCGUGCCUUUGACGAUAGACGCCUGCGACGCGCCCGCAACAGCAGCGUGGGCCUGGCCUAUCUGAGUCCGCAGAACAAGUCGCUGGCGCAGAGCUUCCGCUACAUGCGCAACAAGCCCACCAUUAUAGCCUUCAAGACGCCCAGCCUGGAGCUGAGCGAGUCGCAGCAGACGACGGCCGAGGGUAAUGGCAUCUUGGAAGCCAGCAGCGCUGCGGAGCAGGGUCGUCUCAGCCGGGCGGAGAGCGGCGCCGACAAGCAGCAGCAGCAGCAGCUGAUGCGGCUCAGUCUGGCCACGGAGGACAAACCGCUCGAGGAUAACACAUACACGGGCACGGGCACGGGCAGCAGAAAGUCGCGCUUGCGUCGUCCCACAUUUCUGCGCACAUUGUCCACAUCCUUAACAAAUCGUGGCACGGGCGGCGGCGGCAGCGGUGGCAGCUCCACAACUAACAGCGGUAGCAAGGUCACACUCGAUGCGGGCGUCAUGGAGAUCUUCAUAGAUGGGCCUUAUGGCGCACCCUCGAGCCACAUCUUUGGGGCACAGCAUGCGGUGCUCAUUGGCACAGGGAUUGGCGUUACGCCCUUUGCGUCCAUUUUACAGUCGAUAAUGCAUCGGUAUUGGAAGGCACGGCACAGCUGUCCGCGCUGCCAGUUCGAGUGGGCCAGCGAGAUACCCAAGUCUGUGAUGAAUCUGCGCAAGGUGGACUUUUUCUGGAUCAAUCGCGAUCAGCGCUCGUUCGAGUGGUUCGUCAAUCUGCUCUCCCAGCUGGAGAUUGAGCAGGCCGAGCUGGGCGGCGCCAUGGAACGCUUCCUGGACAUGCACAUGUACAUCACCAGCGCGCUGCAGCGCACGGACAUGAAGGCGGUGGGUUUGCAGCUGGCGCUAGAUCUGCUGCACGAGAAGGGCAAACGUGAUCUUAUAACCGGCCUGAAGACGCGCACCAAUGCCGGCCGACCCAACUGGGACAAGGUCUUCAAGCAGCUGCAGGCACAGCAGAAGGGCAAGGUGACCGUAUUCUAUUGCGGACCGCCGCAGCUGGCCAAGACGCUGCGCGUCAAGUGUGACCAAUACGGAUUCGCCUUUCGUAAGGAGUGCUUUUGAGUUGGCCAACAUUUCCAUUC